GCCACGUGUUCAACCACGAAAAGACCGUAAAAGUCCAAGGAUCAUCCUUCAUCUCUUCUGUAGUAUAAUUAUUGCCUCAGAAUCAUGUCUGCAUCACCUGCGGCCAAGCCGCAAUGGUCAGAGCACAAGAAUUCGGAAGGAAGAACGUACUGGUCUCACUCAGUCACGAAACAAUCGGUGUGGGAGAAACCAGACGAGCUAAGAACACCAUUUGAGCGAGCCCUCGGCAAGACCCAGUGGAAACAGUAUACAUCAAAAGACAGACCAUACUAUGUCAACAGUGUGACCAAGGAGACCAAAUGGGACCUACCGCCAGAGCUGGUAGAGUUGAAGCAAAAAGUGGAAAGGGAUGAGGCGUACAAGGUUGAAAAGGCUAGACGGAAAGCUGCGGGGGAGCCAACUCCCAGUCCACCCCGAUCACGAUCUGGUUCCCCGGUGGGACAUGACGCUGUAGCUCGAUACGGGGAUCGAAGAGGAUCACCAACACCCAGUGAUGAGUCGUCUGACGAGGAAGUGAUCACCUGGCCAAUGGGCGGUUUCCUCACACAUGAAAAGGCAGAAGAGGCGUUCAUGUAUCUGCUCAAGAAGGAGGGGAUAGAUGAGAACUGGACGUGGGACCAAACGAUGAGGAAGAUCGUCCUAGACCCAUUGUACAAGGCACUCAACACACUCGCAGAGAAGAAAGAGGCGUUUGAAAAGUACACCCAUCGAAUCGUCGCAAAGCGUCAAGCAGCAAAGGAGGCGAGGAUAGAACGCCUCAGGCCUGUUCUUCACAAACUUUUUGCGGCCUCCUCGAGAAUAAAGUCGUAUUCUACAACUAAGACCGCCAAUGAGGUCUUUGCUAGGGAUAAGCAUUGGCGAGAGGCGAAACCAGACGAGAGGAUACUGAUAUUGGAGGAGUUCACAACGGCUUUGAGGCAGCGCGAAGAGGAAUCCGCUCGUGACUUGCGAAAUCGUAACAUUCAGCAUCUGGGUAGCUUGAUACGAUCACUGGACAUCAACGUGUCGACAACAUGGCGUGCAGCUCACAACAUGAUCCUGGACUCGGACGAAUUCAGGCGAUCUCGCGAUCUGCAAGAGAUGGAGACGAUUGAUAUCCUCGGAGUGUAUGACGACUACGCGAGGCAACUGGAGCAGGAUCAUGAGGAGGAAUGGAGACGUUUGCGCAUCGAGCACGUCCGGUCAGGACGCAAAGCGAGAGAGGGAUUCAAGGCACUCCUACAGGAACUUCAAACCAAGGGUCAGCUCACGAGAACGAGCAAAUGGAAGAAUACGUUCAGACUCGUUAAAAAUGACGAGCGGUAUCUUGCCCUACUUGGACCUCAGGGGUCUAGUCCCUUGGAUUUAUGGAUGGACGCGGUGGACGACAUCAGUGAAGAGGUUGAGCGGGCGGCGGAAAAGGUCGAGAAAGUGCUCGAGGAUACCAACCGAGAGGUCAAGGUGGACACAUCAUGGGAGGAGUUUGAGAAGUGGGUCAAAGAUGGCAAUGUGGCACAUGUCGAGGACAAGAUGCGCAGGGAUGUAUAUGACUUGAUGUUGGAACGUGUCUCUGCAGCUGCUGCGGACGAAGCUAGACGGGCAGAAAGAAGGCGGAGACAUAGAAUCGAUGAUCUGCGGUAUGCGUUGAAAAAGGUUCAAAGGCAUAUUGAUAUAGACAUGACCUUUGAAGAGGCGAAACCGCAUAUGGAAGAGUUGCAAGAGUACAAGGAUAUAGAGGACGAGGCAGAUCGUCGGACUGCAUUUGACAAGUUUAUUCUGCGUCAAAAGGAAAAAUUACGCGAGUCAGAGGACAAGUCGGAUCGACGCGAUCGCAUGGAAGUGGACGAGCCUAGUAGGAGCUCUCGUCGCGAUAGGUCCAGAGAGGACAGGCAUGACAGCAGGGAUAGGCGCAAGAGUGACAAGGACAGGAGGUAUGACUAUGACGAUCGCGACAGGCGGAGGGAGAGGCGCAGAGAGGAUGAGGAUAGGCCUGAUCGCAAGCAUCGAUCGGACGGUGCGGACGAUCGCGAGUCAAAGCGCGCUCGAAGGUCAUCCGAGGUUCGUCGUGACGAGGUCGAGGAAGGAGAGAUAUAGUGAUGCAUGCGGAAGCAAAUUUUUCAGA
Molecule: messenger RNA, 2101 nt
Organism: Kockovaella imperatae
Lineage: Eukaryota; Fungi; Basidiomycota; Tremellomycetes; Tremellales; Cuniculitremaceae
Exons: 8
Coding region: 85-2073 (662 amino acids)
Biological process (GO): mRNA cis splicing, via spliceosome
Cellular component (GO): U1 snRNP; U2-type prespliceosome
Molecular function (GO): RNA binding; protein binding
Source: RefSeq, a predicted model, not a curated record